Molecule: messenger RNA, 2932 nt
Organism: Sus scrofa (pig)
Lineage: Eukaryota; Metazoa; Chordata; Mammalia; Artiodactyla; Suidae
Gene: NPSR1
Product: neuropeptide S receptor 1
Biological process (GO): neuropeptide signaling pathway; positive regulation of release of sequestered calcium ion into cytosol
Cellular component (GO): cytoplasm; plasma membrane
Molecular function (GO): vasopressin receptor activity; neuropeptide receptor activity
Source: RefSeq, a predicted model, not a curated record
UAUCUAUUUAAACGGGAAGAUACUACCCACAAAGCUGUAAAAGCAGACAACUACGACAGCCAGAGGCUAAGCAGACAAAGUGGGGUAAUGGCCAGGUGGCAGGAAACCACACAUCUUGUAAACAGUGGGGAACCUUGGGCGACAAAGAAAAAGCAGGAACCUCCAGACAGACAGGAAACCACACAUUCGGAGCAGUAAGUGCCCUGGAGGCAGACAAGAAAAGGGGAUAAAAGGUGGAACUCCCCUUGGCCCCAAGGCAACCUUCUGCUCAUAUCAUGCCGUCAGUACAAUAAAAUUAGCCUUGCAGAUAAGAAAUUCCCAUCAUCACGCACUUACACGGUGACACUUCCGAUAAAGGCUAAAUAAGGCCGAAAACCCUUACUCUCCUCUGGGAGGUGGAGCUGGGAUGAAAAUCAGGGAAUAGGACCCUCAAGCCCCUCCCUCCCGCAUGGACACUCCACCCCUUCGUUUCCGCGCAUCGCGAAGGGGCUGGCCAGACACACUCAGGGCCGCGGCUCCCCGAAAAGACUGCCCACUCUUUUCUUGAGAGAGUACUACCGCUCGAAUAAAUCCUCCCUUUGUUUCUUGACCUCCCCAUUUGCUCUGAAUUCUGAGGAGAUAAGAACCUAUCCUCCGAAACCAUCUUUGGCGGAAGGGCUCCUGAGCAGGAAAAUUCGAAAUACCUCUAACUCGGAGACCAAGCUGGAGGGGAUCUGAGGCUUCUCUCCCAUUCCCUUGCUUGCCGUCCUGCAAAAAAUGCUGUUUUCUUCUUCACCACGGAGAAUUCAGAAGAUCAUCUUUGCUGCCGGUACAUUGGCUUUGCUUCGCAGCAGAUUUGGGGGAAUUCAUCAUAAUCUCAGUAAAACACAGGAGAAAACGUUCCAGGCACGUGGACAUCAUUUUUCAUAUGCAUCAUGUUACAGGAAAACAGAAUUGAUGCUGGAAACAUGUCAAAAGAUAUGCACACAUGACCUGAAUGAAUGGACUGGCUGUUGAGCCCCAAUUCCCGCACUGUUGACGCUGGAGCGGACGUGGGGGUUCCGUUUUGGAAGUGAGGAAAAGUAUCCCUGAACAGGAGCCCUGUCGUGGGAGCCACGUGGCUCACUGGGGGGGCCUCCUACCCGCUUCGGGGGCGGGGCGACCCUUCCCUCCGCCCUGGGCAGGAAUGGGGGCUGUGGAGGCUGUACUGUCAGCCGGAUGCUGGAUGGUAACUGCUGAGAAGAGAGCAGCACGUGGCUUCUCCGUCGGCAGGCAGAGCUCUUCAGUGCGGUGGGCUCCAGGAGGGCUCUGUGCCUCUGCUCAGCCGAGCUCCAGUGGAAGCCUAGGGAGGCAGGAGAGGUGCGGAGCUGCAGCUACUGCCCCGCUCCAGAGAGGGCUGGACACUCUCCCUCGGCUGCAGGUGCAGGAGCAGCCGGGCUUACCUCCACCUGAGCCAUGCCGGCCAGCCUCACAGAGGACAGCCCAGUGACCAACGGGACGAGCACGCCGGAUUCUCCGGUCCUUUGCACUGCAACAGUGACUUUCACUGCAGUAGCGGAAGGAGAGGAGUGGGGGUCCUUCUACUACUCCUUUAAGACUGAGCAGUUGAUAACUCUGUGGGUCCUCUUUGUUUUCACCAUUGUUGGAAAUGCCGUUGUGCUGUUCUCUACAUGGAGGAGGAAGAGGAAGUCGAGAAUGACCUUCUUUGUGACUCAGCUGGCCAUCACAGACUCUUUCACAGGACUGGUUAACAUCUUGACAGAUAUCAUUUGGCGAUUCACUGGAGACUUCAUGGCACCUGAUCUGGUUUGCCGAGUGGUCCGCUAUUUACAGGUCGUGCUGCUCUACGCCUCUACCUAUGUCCUGGUGUCCCUCAGCAUAGACAGAUACCAUGCCAUCGUCUACCCCAUGAAGUUCCUGCAAGGAGAAAAGCAGGCCAAGAUCCUCAUCGCGAUUGCCUGGAGUCUCUCCUUCCUGUUCUCCAUUCCCACCCUGAUCAUAUUUGGGAAGAGGGAACUCUCCAAUGGCGAAGUGCAGUGCUGGGCCCUGUGGCCCGAUGACUCCUACUGGACGCCAUACAUGACCAUCGUGGCCUUCCUGGUGUACUUCAUCCCCCUGACCAUCAUCAGCAUCAUCUAUGCCAUUGUGAUCAGAACUAUUUGGAUCAAGAGCAAAGCCCAUGAGACGGUGAUUUCCAAUUGUUCGGAUGGAAAGCUGUGCACCAGUUACAACCGAGGGCUCAUCUCAAAGGCAAAAAUCAAAGCUAUCAAGUACAGCAUAGUCAUCAUUCUCGCCUUCAUCUGCUGUUGGAGUCCGUACUUCCUCUUCGACAUUUUGGACAAUUUCAGCCUCCUUCCAAACACCAAGGACCGUUUCUACGCCUCUGUGAUCAUUCAGAACCUUCCGGCCCUGAACAGUGCCAUCAACCCCCUCAUCUACUGUGUUUUCAGCAGCUCUAUCUGCUUCCCCUGUGGGGAGCAAAGAUCACGGGACUCCAGAAUGACAUGUCGGGAAAGAAUUGAGAGGCAUGAGAUGCAGGUUCUUUCCAAGCCAGAAUUCAUGUAGACCCUGGAGCAGUGGUAGUGCUAGGCUGAGCCCUACCAGCUUUCCUGGGUCCUGAUCACCACCUUGGGUAUGUGCACAAAAGACUGAGCCAACUUCUCCACCCUGCAUUUUUCAUCCCUUGGGGCAAAUGUCCUAAUCAGUGUGUGUUACCUGCUUGGCAAGUGCUGGCCAACAUGAAGCCAUGAACUGUUCAGCCAGCCAGGAAAGGCGCUCCUUCCUUCCCUGCUCCGAGCUGUCUGUCUGACUGGUCAGCACCAGAAUCAAUGGACAGAGACAUCGCUAGCCCAGGGUCCAGACUUGGGCAAGCAGAGGGAACUAAAGAAGCAUGGUGGUAUGUGUUUCUUAUAAUUACAAUUUAAGAAGUAAAUAAAAGGCUUACCUGGUCCUA